AUGGAGUCGACAUAUCUUCAAAAGUGCCUUGGGACGUGUCUAACUCAAGGUCUUGCAGAAGUGGCGAGAAUUCGCCCAGUGGAUCCAAUAGAAUAUUUAGCAUUGUGGAUUUACAAAUAUAAGGAAAAUGUGACCAUGGAGCAGCUGAGACAGAAGGAAAUGGCCAGCCUGGAGCGUGAGAGAGAACUGGCUUUGAUAGAGCAGGAAAUGAUGGAGAGGCUCAAAGCAGAGGAGCUCCUGAUUCAGCAGCAACAGCUGGCAUUCCAGCUGGAGUUGGAAAUGCAAGAAAAAGAGAGACAAAGAGUAGAAGAACUACACAGAGCUCAGGAACAAUUAGAGAAGGAGAUGGGAAUGAAUAUAGAAAACAUACCUACGAGUGAAGAUAGUUCACAUUCAGAGGAUAUAACACCAGACUCAGGCAAAACGCUAGCUGAAAUUAGCGAUCGAUACGGGGCACCUAACCUGAGCAGAGUGGAAGAACUUGAUGAGCCAAUGCUAUCUGAUGUUGCAUUAAACAUUGAUCAAGAUUUGUAAGAUCAACCAACCCAAGAGCAAUACAUUUUUCUGCUUGUUUCAAGUUUCAAAACAUGAGG
Puma concolor (puma) is the source of this 593-nucleotide messenger RNA. RefSeq names its product DPY30 domain containing 1 (gene DYDC1). Lineage: Eukaryota; Metazoa; Chordata; Mammalia; Carnivora; Felidae. The record is from RefSeq and is a predicted model, not a curated record. Gene Ontology annotation, cellular component: Set1C/COMPASS complex.